UCCAACUUAGACGCGCAAUUCGAAUCAGUCACGAAAAUAAAGCUAUUUGAAAAUCGAUUAUAAUAGUUAUUCUCAAAUCAAAAAUCCUCGAAUCAGUUUGAGUGAUAUGAAGAUCUUACUGAUAAUCUUUGGUUUUGCUUUGAUUGCAACAGUAGAAGCUGCAAAAUCGUGUGAACCGAAACGUUACAGUGUCGUAUGUUACCUAGCGAGCUGGUCAGUGUAUCGCGAUGGUAAAGGUGCAUUCAAGAUCAAUUACAUUCUUCCCAAUUAUUGCACCCAUCUGAUAUAUACUUUUGCUGGGCUGAAUCUGGCAGGGGGUGUGGAUUCACUUGACUACUUCAACGAUAUUAACGUAAAUAAGGGUUACGAGAAAAUUGUUCAACUCAAAGAGGAGAAUCCUUGCCUGAAAGUGAUACUGGCUAUUGGGGGUUGGAAUGAGGGAUCCGAAAAGUACUCACUGAUGGCUGAAUCCGAAGAAACAAGAAACGCUUUCGCUGAUCACGCUCUCCGCUUUCUAGUUCAAUAUGGUUUCGAUGGACUCGAUGUGGACUGGGAAUACCCUACGAUGAGAGGUGGACUUCCCGAGGACAGAGAAAAUUUUGUUCUUUUGUUGGAGGCCUUGCACACGAAGUUCGAGCAUCGCAAAAAACUUCUAACCAUCGCUAUGAGCGGUUCAACCAGUGUCAUACAAGAGGCGUAUAAUUUAACUGCGAUUUGUGAGAUAUUGGAUUUUAUUAAUCUUAUGGGCUACGACUACAGCGUUAGACAAAAAACAAGCGUAGAUGCACCGUUGUACUCGGAUACUACAACGAAAUCCGAAUCCGUCGACAGCGCCAUUUCGUUCAUACGUAAAAGUGGAUGUCCAUUAAGUAAAAUACAUUUAGGCAUUUCAACCAUGGCUAAGACGUACACUCUAAAACCUGAAGCAGUAAACCGAGUGUCUCCGGGCAGUGAUGUGAAAGGACCGGGCAGAGCCGGACCAUUCACAAAAAGCGCUGGUGUUCUUGGUUACAACGAACUGUGUCAAAUGCUAAUGGACAGUAAGUGGACUGUCAAACCGAUGCGAAAUGUUGGGGUAAAAAUUGCUGCUCUGGAUGAUCAGUGGGUUACAUUUGAUGAUCGUGAAACGGUUGCUGAAAAGGCUCAGUAUGUUAAGAGCAAGGGGCUUGGUGGAGUCAUGUUUUGGACGGUCGACACCGACGAUUUCCAUGGAGACUGUCACAAUGAGGCAUAUCCUUUACUCGCAGCUGCUAACAGAGUGUUGAAAUGAACUUAAAGCAAAAAUCAAAGACGUUUCAGACAAUAAAUCUGUUAAUGUUAAUAAAUGUUAAUCUGUUUCAAGGA
Molecule: messenger RNA, 1344 nt
Organism: Malaya genurostris
Lineage: Eukaryota; Metazoa; Arthropoda; Insecta; Diptera; Culicidae
Product: probable chitinase 2
Exons: 5
Coding region: 107-1270 (387 amino acids)
Biological process (GO): chitin catabolic process; carbohydrate metabolic process
Cellular component (GO): extracellular region
Molecular function (GO): chitinase activity; chitin binding
Source: RefSeq, a predicted model, not a curated record